Molecule: messenger RNA, 780 nt
Organism: Parathielavia appendiculata
Lineage: Eukaryota; Fungi; Ascomycota; Sordariomycetes; Sordariales; Chaetomiaceae
Exons: 3
Coding region: 1-780 (259 amino acids)
Molecular function (GO): protein binding
Source: RefSeq, a predicted model, not a curated record
AUGAACGAAUACAGCCAGUACUCGCAGGCAGCCCGCCCGACGGGCACCCAGAGCUCGUCGCAAGAGCUUCAGGCCCUCGAUGGGUGGCUCACCGACCGCAUUGUCACUGUCACGGUCGGGCCUGAAGAAAAGCGCUGGAUCGUCCAUGAGAAGCUGCUCACGAACCAGUCCGAGUUCUUCAGAAACUACUUCGAGAAGGGCGACGACGAGAUAAAGCUACCCGAGGAUGAGCCCAAGCUGUUUGCCCUCUUCAUCCGCUGGCUUUACGGCACCGCCUUCUUGCCGUCGGGCGGCGCUCGCAACUUUCGCUUCCUGCCGCCGGAUGGCGAGCAGGUCACUGUUCGUGACUACCUCGGCGUCUACGUCAUGGGCGGCAAGUUCGGCAUCGUCGGCGUGCGCAACGCCGUCAUCGACAUGCUCUACAACUACUACGGCGAGGCCUCCGACAACCACAUGUCCCCCAACCUGCACGACGUCAAGUACAUCUUCAACAACACCAAGCCCGAGGCGCCGAUGCGCCGCUUCCUGAUUGCCCACGCGCUGUUCUUCCUCUUCAGCAAGAAUCGGCGCAAUGCUCCCCUGCCGGAGGACUGGGUCGAGGUGCUCAAUGCCCACUGCGACGUCGGCUUUGAGAUGAUCAAGAUGCUGGGCGAGUGGAACUGGGCCAUGGGUCAGAACGCGCCGCGCAUGACCAUCAAGCCGCGCGCCGAGUUCCACGAGAGGCUUCCCCGCCCUCAGGUCAUCAAGCGUGAGGAUCCCGAGGGCAGCAUCCGGCUUUGA